Molecule: messenger RNA, 4687 nt
Organism: Peromyscus leucopus (white-footed mouse)
Lineage: Eukaryota; Metazoa; Chordata; Mammalia; Rodentia; Cricetidae
Gene: Mfsd8
Product: major facilitator superfamily domain containing 8
Exons: 12
Coding region: 106-1665 (519 amino acids)
Biological process (GO): transmembrane transport
Cellular component (GO): lysosomal membrane
Molecular function (GO): transmembrane transporter activity
Source: RefSeq, a predicted model, not a curated record
UCGGCGCGCACGCGCAGUCGUAGGAGUGUUUUGACAGCUCAGGCCGAGGAGAAGGAGCCUGCGUCGCGAGAGUGGGCGGCGCGCCGCCUAGGGAGCGCUGUCCUUAUGGCGAGCCUGGGAAGCGAGGCCGAGCGGGAGCCUCUCCUGGGCCCCGGCUCGCCCGGAAGCAGAGAAUGGGAUGUGGUAGAGACCCAAGAGCAUUACAGAAGUAGAUGGAGAUCUGUUAGGAUUCUCUACCUUACCAUGUUCCUCAGCAGUGUGGGUUUUUCUAUUGUGAUAAUGUCAAUCUGGCCAUAUCUUCAAAAGAUUGAUCAGACAGCCGAUGCAAGUUUUUUGGGCUGGGUUAUUGCUUCAUUUAGUCUUGGCCAAAUGGUAGCUUCACCUCUAUUUGGUUUAUGGUCUAAUUAUAGGCCAAGAAAAGAACCUCUUAUCGUCUCCAUCUUUAUUUCGGUGGCAGCCAACUGCCUAUAUGCAUAUGUCCACGUGCCAGCUGCUCAUAAUAAAUACUACAUGUUGAUUGCUCGUGGAUUGGUGGGAUUUGGAGCAGGAAAUGUAGCUGUUGUUCGAUCAUACAUUGCUGGUGCUACUUCCCUUCAGGAAAGGACAAGUGCCAUGGCCAAUACAAGCACAUGUCAAGCCUUGGGCUUUAUUCUGGGUCCAGUAUUUCAGACUUGCUUUGCACUCAUCGGAGAAAAGGGUGUAACGUGGGACAUCAUUAAACUGCAGAUCAACAUGUACACAGCACCAGUUUUACUUGGCGCCUUCCUGGGAAUUCUAAACAUUAUUCUGAUUCUCUUUAUAUUAAGAGAGCAUCGUGUAGAUGAUUCAGGACGGCAGUGUAAGAGCGUGAAUUUUCAAGAAGAAACUACAGAUGAAGUUCAUAAUCCCGAAGGAAGUAUUGACCAAGUCGCUGUUGUGGCUACCAAUGUUCUGUUUUUUGUGGUUUUGUUUAUCUUUGCCCUUUUUGAAACAAUCCUCACUCCAUUAACAAUGGACAUGUACGCCUGGACCCAGGAGCAGGCUGUGCUCUAUGAUGGAAUAAUUCUUGCUGUUCUUGGAGUUGAGGCAGUUAUUGUUUUCAUGGGGGUUAAAUUACUUUCCAAAAAGAUUGAUGAGCGUGCUAUUCUCCUGGGAGGACUUGUGGUUGUAUGGGUCGGCUUCUUUAUCUUGUUACCCUGGGGAAAUGAGUUUCCCAAAGUACAGUGGCAAGAUUUACACAACAGCUCAAUCCCUAAUACUACAUUUGGGGAAAUUAUUAUUGAUCUUUGGAAUUCUCCAAGAGAAGAUCACAGUGAACAGCCAACCGGGUGCCCAAUUGAACAAGCCUGGUGCCUGUACACUCCGGUGAUCCAUCUGGCCCAGUUCCUGACAGCGGCUGUGCUAGUUGGAAUAGGCUAUCCAGCUUGCAACGUCAUGUCCUAUACACUAUAUUCCAAAGUUCUAGGACCCAAACCUCAGGGUAUGUACAUGGGCUGGUUAUCUGCUUCUGGAAGUGCAGCACGGAUUCUUGGGCCUGUGUUCAUCAGCCAUGUGUACACUUACUUGGGCCCGCGGUGGGCAUUUAGCCUUGUGUGUGGAAUAGUGGUGCUCACCAUCUCACUCAUGGGAGCUGUUUACAGAAGACUUGUUGCCUUUUCUGUCAGAUACGGGAGGAUCCAGGAAUAAGCUAGCAGUCUCCAACCCAGCCUUGAAUAGCAAAACCAUGCUGAGUAACUUAACUAUGAAUGGUAAGAUGUGCAAAAAUGUUCUGGGUCAUAACCUCCUUAUCCAAAGUGAAUUAUCUUCCUUAUACCUUAUUGGAGUUCCAUGAACUCAACAGUGGAUAUAUAAUGCUCUAUAGCUGUGAAACUGGACUCCAUGUAAACUGUGGAACUCUCUCUAAAACAAUGGACUACUGCAGUGGAACUGGAGGAAAGUUCUGUUUUAAUCAGCCAGAGUAGAAUGAAAUAUUUUUUUAAAACAAAGAUGCAAGUAUUUUAAUCAUCUUUAAUUUUUUUUUAAAUAAAAAUGUACUAGUAUUCAGCUUCCUAAUGAAAUAAAACUGAGCCUUAAAUUCUUUUAGCCCACCCGCCACCAGACAAGGCUUUAGUUUUUCUUUCCUGCCUAGGGUGAGCCCAUUAUCUCUUCUUAAUGUAAUUUGCACAUUGCACCUCUAUUUAUUUUAGAAUCUCACUUCUAAAUUAACCUGUGAGCAAGAAUAAUGCUAAUAUCUGAGGACUAAAGAGGACUAAGGGUCAAGGUGGCUUUUACUGCCUUUACAAGGACUACAUUUUCAAGUGCUAGUCAAUUCACAUUAGAAACAUAAGACAAAUGUGUUCUUAAUACAGUAUUAACAGCAAAUGGAUCCUUAAAAUUAUCACUAUUUUCCAAGUCCUUUAAACUCUAGUGCAAACUUUGACCUUUUUUAGUGUCCCAUCUCAGUAGUGAGAGGAACAGCUGUUUCCAGCCUGUCUGCAGACCCAUCAUAGCAGCAGUUCUGCAGCUGGACUUUGAAUGCUGUUGACACUGCCGUCUGGUCAGGCUGUGAUUUGAGGCAGAAUGGCCAAAGGAGACUAAUCAAACGGCAUAGUUUCUACCUCUGUGUGACUAGAGCACUGCUAUAUGUACGGGAAUCACUGCACACCAUGCACAAGUGUUUUCCCAUUCUGUGACUGUGAACUUCGUACUCAACUAUACAGUCUGCUGAAGCCAUCACACUAAAUGAUGGCAGCAUUUUGCUUCAGUCCGUUUCUGUUGUCAGGCCCUGGAUCUUAGUCUUUAGGGUCACUUCUGACCUUAAACUCUACCUUUGUGUACUAUGCAGAGACAGAAGUAUUAACCCCUUUGAACGAGAGUUCUCUCCAAGUUCCUGUGUAUCACACUAGUUUCUCACACCAAUAUUAGGGCUGAAGAUAAGAUUCUGCUUCCCUGAUACAGUCAAAUGAAUGGAGGCAUAGUUCUUAUCUAAAUGUCUUCAGAGGCUACCUCUUGAUUGCUAUACUUUUCAGAAUAGGAAAAAUGCCCGGAAGUUAUACUAUCAGUUACUUAACUGUGAGGAACUAUUUGCACUAGUGACUCAGAUUUGCAGAAAUAUCUGGGGAGAAUGAAGAAUGAAGAAGCUUUUUUAUCAGCACACCACAUGCCCAGCAAGAACAUAACACAAGUUUCCCAGCCCUAGAAUUAUACUACUAUAAUUCAGGUAAUUAUAACCUUGCAGAAGUGACUGCACCUUCUUUUUUACUGAGGAAUGUGUUUCUUGGGAGAGUAGACCAACGCACACCUCGCCACCAAAGUAGUGCGGGAAGUGACAGGCUUAGGGAAAGAAGUAGGGAGGGAAAGUUAGCACACGUGAAGUCUUCAGUAGAACACAGUGAGGGUAAAGUGAGAAGCAGACAACGACUGUAAGGCAUGAAACUGUUAGUGUGUAUUAAAGAAGGGCUCUUGAAAACCUAGCAAAGGGUGAUUUCCUUAUUUUGAAUGGAUUGUCACUUCAUAAAGCAUCUCUAGCCACUAUGCUUCUCUAUAAAACAAGCUUUUCAAGCUCAUUUCAUGUAUUAAAGUGAAAUAAACUUGUAAUUUUUAAUUUAAUGAUGAUAAACUAUUUGUAUCAGUUUAAGAAUAACUUGUUUUAAGAGAAAAUUCUGGCUACCAUUUACUGUUGAAGAUUUAUUUAUAACUUUGUCUUACACUGUGAGUGUUCAUUUCAAAUAAAGCAAGAUUGUAAGGAUUUGUAUCUGUCAACUUUCAGUACAUAUUAAGAAGCCCCGAACACAUUCCUAUUCCCAUGUACUCGUUGAAAUUUGAGCAGUAACUGCUAGGCUUAGAACCUCAGACUCUAAUUAGCUGGUACAGAUACUUAAGAGGUUGGCUGUGGGAAAGAAAGGUGAGGAAAGGUAAUAGAGACCAGAAGGAGUCCAGCUGUAAGAGCAGCACUAGGAAAUCUCUAGGAAAAGAAGGAUCUGCUGAUACCUGGUGUAAGAGAUGACUGGAGUGGGAAAGGGUGGGACAAAUGCACUCUAGGCAGAAGGCAGGAUUGCACACAACCUAGAGGUAAGGCAUUUGGGGAGGGGUCCAAAGUGGCCGGAGUGUAGGGACUGGAAAGUCCUAUUAGUUAAAUAUGGAUUCCUUAUUAAAUUCAAGGUUCUAAUUAUAAAGAAAAGAUGAACAGUAUAUCAUGAACUACAUUGACAAAUGACCAUAGUAGAUCAAAUCUCAAUAUAAGUGAAAUGAUAAACCUCAGUAAUGAUGCCUAACAUUUAACUUACAAGAUUAAAACUUCACGUUUUUAUGUGGUCCACGGGUUUAGAGUGCUUACUGCUUAUUGUGGACUCAGAACCAACACGGAGGCUUACAACUGCCUGUCACUCAGACCCAGGGUAUCUGACCCCCUCUGACCGCUGUGGGUGAAAUAAAACUUCUUACAAAAGGUGCCUAGAUACUCCUAACAAAGUUCCUCCCUCUUGACCUAGCAAGGCAGAGGGUCCUGUGCAAGUUAAUGGCCUCCCUCUGCCCAGAUGAAUGGUUUUAGUGCCUAACAGCCACAGUCCCCUUAUCGUCCCAAGCCCCCUCAGGUUCCAUGUUUGUCUGUCCAGUACCCUCUUCUCUCCUGGGGCAAUGCAGAACUCCUAGCAGAGAAGAUGGAAAAAGACAGCUCAUGGGUUAAACCAAUAAAAGCCCAGUCUCCAAAAAAAAAAAAAAAAAAAAAAAA